Molecule: messenger RNA, 3263 nt
Organism: Amoebophrya sp. A25
Lineage: Eukaryota; Dinophyceae; Syndiniales; Amoebophryaceae
Source: the annotation of a GenBank genome assembly
AAGCGCGCCAGCGUACUGCCCUGGCUGGUGACAUCCCAAGGCCAAGCGCCAGCAGUCGCGCCAGCCAAGCAUGACCGACGCGGCGUGCCUCUCCGUCGUUUUGUCGCUGGUCUUGGUUGGUGUCAUGCCCCGCGCUGUCUCAUACUCACCAGCCAAGCACCGUGGCCGCGUGCGUCGUGGCCUUUCGUCGGUGUCUUGCCUGAGGGGCCGCCUGGUGCUUGCUAGCGCGCUUCCCGGCCUGGUGCUUAGUCUGGGUUGCUUCUUGUUGGCCACCUCGUUUCCUUGUUUGUCUUUUUUGGCUGGAGACCGGUGGGCAGGGUGUGGCAUUUGUCUUUGCCCGGAUGGGUCAGGCAGGCCCCCCGCCCCCUCGGGGUGGGCCGGCUGGAUAUAAGGCGUGGAAGAGUCGCAAGGGCGUGGCUCUGGGUGAAGGUGUCCAGGCGGCUCCGUGUUGUUCUCUUGAAACCACGGGCAGGGGGGCGCAUCUCCGCGAUUGUGCGCCAUUCGAUGUCUGUGUCGCUUACUGCUCUCUUUCCCCAGGCGUCGCGCCUGUUAUGCUUUGCUGACUAUAUGCAAGUCUUAAGUAGUGACAUUGCAGCGCGGGCUUUGGCUGUAAAAACGGCAGAGAGAGAUGUCUGAUGAAGAAUGGGAAGAGACAGUAGAAUCCCGCUACCGACAGCUGCUCAAUGUAAUCCAAGACCCCCAGGAACUUGCGAGUGAGCUGCGCCUGGCGCCUUGGGCUUGGGGCGCUUGGGCUUUCUCCAAAUUGGCCGAGAAGGCAGCUCUUGGCAAUGAAGUCGCUAGGCCGCCCAUAGUGUGGCUGCGUGGCUACAUUGCGGGUGGCGGCGGCGAGCCCUUUAAACCACCUAAAUGGCGUAUUGUCGUCGCGCAGAAGCGUUUCGAGACGAACCUUGGAGAGUGGGUCGGUGAAGCGCGUCGGCGUCCAGAUAGAGGAGACCAGGUUGUCAACGCGAUGAAAAGCGCCGCGGAAUCGGUGCGGAACUAUCACGAGAUGGGAAAGGCGCAUAGAAUGAUCCACCCAGAGAACAUGCUGGCUCACAUAGUAGACGAGAAUACCCGCAUCGCGGAGUUUGUUCUGGGCAACUUGAUGGGUAUUGUAGAACAAGCUGAAAACAGGUUCGGCCCAUUGCAGGGGGAGACGACGGGGCCCAAGUGUGAAGACGAAGAUGCAAUGCGCCGCCGCUGGUUUGACGCGAUUAGAGGAAAGAAAUUCUGGGCCACCGUUGGGAGGACGUACACGUAUGCCUGCAAAAACUACUACAGCGCAUACCCAUCGGCCGUCGACUUCUACUUCGCGAUGAGUGGGGCUAGGAACGAGGAGGCGGGGCCGUUAGAGUAUAUUGAUCCGGCAGCUGUGACGCGGUUUAAUGACCCUAGAGUCGACACCACCAGACCGAAACUCAGUUACGUGACUUAUCAGCAGUCUGACGUAUGGUCCGUCGGCGUCAUGAUUCUUAAGAUGCUGAAGCAAUUCCUUACAGGAGGAAAGUACGACAAGGACGCAGCAAAGACUUAUGAUCUUUUGGUCUAGAUUUAAUGAAAAAGGGCCAGCUGAAUGAUUAAAGAAACUGAUGGCCGCAUUUCUAUUGCCGGACUUUUUGGUGCGUUCCGCUGCUUUUUAAAUCGUUGCCCUGCGAAUGUAUGUCGGCUUUCACCUUUUUGCAUCCUGAUCCUGAUCCUGAAGGAGUGCAUCCUGAUCCUGAAGGAGUGCAUCCUGAUCCCCAAGGAGUAGCCGACCAACCUAGUACAUCUUGCUUUUCCCUCGUCUUACUCCUUUCAGCCGAAGUUUCAACUUGUUGCUUAAUGAGUCGAAUUAUGAUUCUUCGCCAUCUUUCGCUUUGUUGUUCGUCAUUGAUAUUAUAACUCUUCAUCAAGAUCGACACCCCAAGAAGUAGUGGCACUGGAACAAGUCAUACUCAAUGUAGCGCCAGCAGUCAUACUCAAGGUAGCGCCAGCAGUUGCCCUAAGCCCGUCGCGUGGGUUCCAAACAGUCACGUCGCAUGAUCAUUAUUCUUUGAGGCCUUUGAGAUCGACGAAAGCUCUAACGCAUCAUAGAAGCCGUCGACAAAGCACUGGCGGACGAGCUGCGCGCUUCUAAGGUGAGUGUGUCCGAGGACGUACAGGAAAGUGGAGGGACGACGGAGAACGACAAGGAGAAGCAGAUGUUGAAGGAGCAGAUGUUGAAGGAGUGGGCGAAGAAGAGUAAGUGCGUGACACGGUGGGGAGACUAUGGGCGCAAUCUACGCGAUAGACGACAUCACUCACUUCUUGACGACAAGCUGAGCGCAGCGCUGGGCUCCACCAGUCAAAAAUCUCGAGGUUUUUUCUCAGGGUGGAAAGCAGAAAAAGCGUCCAGCGAGAAAGGCAAGGCACUCGCCACUUUCUUGCGCGAUGGCCUGCUGCGUUACUCACUGACAUGCAAUCAACACAGCAGGGACCUGACUAAGCUGAUAGAUGCGCUGGAAACGUUGGCCAAGGCGUGGGGAAAAGCUGACUCGGACAACCAGCCAAGAGCCACGGCACCAGCUUUCCUGGAACGAUCUGCGACAGCUUUCGACAGCGAAGUAGUUUCUGCGCCUGCAGCUCCUGCGCCUAUCGAUACUGAAGGAGCGGCUGCGCACCCUUCGCCGAGGUUUCGAGCCUCUAGAGCCAGGGACUUUGCGUUCGGCGCAGAGGAAGCCGCCGUCAGUACGGGCACGACAACGUCGGAGCAGCUCACCGGUCGUCGUGACUUUCUCUCCGCUCAACACAGCCAAGAGUCGACAGUCCACGCAGAUGAGGAGGCCCUUGCAGUCAAGGCCAUCACAAAUUGCUGCUGACCCCCGAUUGGCUCGAUAGAAUAGUAUGGGCCGUAGUCGUGGGUGUGGGGUGAAGAAAGCUGUCAUCUUGGUAGUUGUACAAUAACUCAACCGCGAGAAGGGUAGUUCUUACCACGGCUAGAUAGAUGCAGUGAAAAAAUAUAUAUAGUGAAGAAGUUCAAGUUGCACCUAGAAGAAGCAGACGCCGCUAUCAUAAUUAGCGACUUUCGCACGAAGAUGAGAGCUCAUGCUGUCACUCGGAUACUAUUUGUUGUAGCCAUAUUGGAGUCGUAGUCAGAAAUAGUAAGAGGAUGAGAAUGCUUAUGCAUAUGGCCUACUGAAAAUUCAGCAACUUUCUCGGACAAAAGCGCGCAUAUGCUUGAUGAUACAAACACUAACAAAAGAUAGAAUAACAAAAGACAGAAAUGGUUACAAACAUUAACAACG